CAUACCAACACUUUCAGAGCAUUUAUACGAUGUCGUUCUAAAGGCAGUUAUUAAGCUGCAAUGGCUCCGACGCCGGAUGAUGAUCUUUUUAUUGAGCCAGCCAGCGACGAGGAUGUCGUCUACGGGGAUUACAAUUCCACUUCUCGUUCGAUCAUCGACAUCAGCAAAGUCGAGGAAAAACCUCAGCUUGACUUUUGGGAAACCUCCAGGAUGGAUGGGGCGUCUUCCUCUGGCCCAAGACCGUAUAUCCGUCUCACUUCGCAGCUGAAAAACGCAACACGGCCAUCCGGAGGAGAAGUUCGAUUUCGAUGUGAAGCCAUUGGAACGCCUCCCCUUUCAUUCACAUGGCUGAAAAAUCACGCGCCAAUCGAAAAAUCUCGCCGAGUGAAGGUACGGAAUCGUGAGAACUCAUCUCGUUUGGUCAUCACCGAGUUGGAUGUGCUUGAUUCUGGUUACUACCAAUGUAUUGCGUCAAAUUCAGCUGCCUCUGUCAACACUACCAGUAUUCUUCGGGUUAACAAUGUGCCUGAUUCAGCCGUGAAAUCACGGAAAGGAGGCAAGCCACAUUCUUUGGACGAAUACGAAGAUUACGAACUGAUGGAUAGGGGUCGGUUGCCGGACGAGGAAGAAGCGGACCUCUUCCGCGUGCCGGACAAUGCUGCUGGACCUGGAUUCGUUGCAUCCGGGUCGACGGAUAGAUGGCUGGACGGGAUGAAGUAUCGCGUUGGCGAUUGCAUACCGUAUCGAGGUGAAGCAUGCCGUCAAUUUUUGAGCGGUAGAAGUGUCAUGAUGACUUCGGAAAGCCGAGAAGACAUGUAUGACAUAGACCGAAAUCUCCGAGCUGCUAUGAUGUUCAUCAACAGCGCACCGACGAUCUCGCAACAGUGCCGACAGAUCUCUACCAAUGUUGCCUGUUUUCAUAUGUACAAAGUUUGUGAUCCACGAUCGGAUGGCAAACGAACGCUUAGCAUUUGCAAAAAGGAUUGUGAUCAAAUAGAGAGCCGGCUCUGCCCAUCCGAACUUGCCUUGGCCGCUCAGCACGAACUUGUCGGUGACGGUCCGAAAGCUCUCUUCCCAAAGUGUUCUGCGCUGUCGAUCUCUUCCGAAAACUGCAUUGCUGUUUUGGAUUCUCCUGCCAUGAUGAAUGCCGUGCCAGAAACGGAGAUCCCUCGUAACCAUCUUACCCAUUUCUGCUAUGUAGACAGCGGGAAACACUACGAAGGUACCGCUUCUACAACUAUGAGCGGAAAAACUUGCAUGAGCUGGAAUGAGGCCCCAUCAAGGGAGUACAAUGUGAACCGGUACCCUGAGCUUCGGUAUGGUCGAAAUUACUGUCGAAAUCCCGGUGGUAAAAAGACAAAACCAUGGUGUUAUUCUCAGCCGAUGGGGCAAGAAGAGUAUUGCGAUAUCCCGCAAUGUUCGAAGGACAUGUUUCCACAUUUGAGGGAAGGCAGUGGCAGUGGAAACAAUAAUGUUGGACUGGGAGAGUCAAUGACUUCGAUGUGGGAGAAUCUAGCUCCCCACUGGCAGCUGGCUGUUGUUGGAGGCGGUGUCCUAACGAUACUCCUGCUCCUACUUCUCUUCUGUUGCAUUUGUUGCUGUCGAACAAGGAAGAAAGCUUCGAAAGAUCGAGCUGGAGCUUCGGCGGCUCAUUCACUUCUGCCUACCACAAAUCCACCUUCUGUUGUUAAUAGCGCCACAAAUUCUGCCUACUACCAAAGGAAGCUCAAUGGAACCUCUACACCCAUAGUGAACAGGUCUGGAAUUGGGACUAGCCCAAUGGAAAUGGCUUCAUUACUGCCCACCCAUGCUGUGCCUCCACCCUAUAGCGACGGGUUUGUUCUACCAGCUGAGGAACCUUACCAUAUCCUUGAGAUCCCUGCCAAUCAGAUUAAACUCGGUGAUCUUCUUGGCGAAGGACAGUUUGGUGUUGUAUACAAAGGCUUCUGGACUGGAGGACUAAUCAGUGGGGAUCCUUUGCAGGUCGCUAUAAAGUCUGUUAGACCUGAUGCCACAAAUGCUGAUCGUGCUAGUCUUGAGGAAGAAGUUCGAACUGUAGCAUCCUUUGAUCACCCACAUGUAGUCAGACUACUCGGUGUCUCUUAUCUCAACGGUCGAUUAUCAGCAGUUUUCGAAUACAUGGUCAAUGGAGACUUGCAUGAGUUUCUACGAAUUCGUGCCCCAUCACAUCCUGAUCAUAAUCCCGCUGACGAUACCGCAGAUUUUAUGAGUAUUGCAACGCAGAUAGCUUAUGGAAUGGAAUACCUUGCUUCAAUGUCCUUUGUCCACCGAGAUCUCGCUUCGAGAAAUUGUCUUGUUGGAGAUCAGCGGAUAAUCAAGAUUGCCGAUUUUGGUCUCAUGAGGUCCUGCUACGAUGGAGACUAUUAUAAGAUGGUGCAUCGUUCGUGGAUGCCCGUACGGUGGAUGGCAAAGGAAGCGCUAGAGCAAGGUCGAUUCAGUGAAGCAUCAGACGUUUGGUCAUUUGGCGUGACACUGUGGGAGAUCUGGAGUUAUGGUCGACAACCCUACGGUUCAGCAUCGAAUCAGACGGUGAUCGAGUUGAUCGCGAACAGACAUCUGCUUGAGUGUCCACCGAAUUGUCCCACCAACAUCUAUGGGUUGAUGAUCGAGUGUUGGAAUGCAAAUCCGGAACGGCGACCGUCAUUCUCGGAGAUACACAGCCGACUACAAUCGUGGUUCCUCAGGCGCCGGUUGCAGAGGUCAGCCGAAUCGGGUCUCAUCACUGACUCGCACCGCUCCCUAUCAGCAACAGGCAGUACGUCAACGAAGAGCGGACGAUGCGAGUCCUCUGAUGAGGAGGGAUGCGAACUACGCGUACUCCGAUGACGCUGAUUCCGAUUAGUUCACAGAAAUGUUUGUUCUCGUUGUUAUGUAGGAAAAGAGGCAGUAGCUCAUUGCCACUUACAAAAAUAAAGUUUCACCCUUCUCAAAGUUGUUACUUAAAUAAAAUUGUCAGCCAUUGCCCCUUUCUUCCUCUUCCCUUUUCCUACCCAUAGCGGGCAUCUCAACUAUAGAAUUCGAUACUACAGGGUUUCCCAUUGCAUUGACCUCUCCUAGCACUUGUACAUUGUUUGUUCUGUCAACUUCACUGUAUUCCUUCUCGUUAAGUCCUUGAAAGAGCUUCUCCUUAUAUUUUCCAUUGUCAUAGACGGUUGUAACCUAAUAAUACGCACAGUUCUCUCGUACUCUUUGAAGAAGGGGUUCCGAUCAUAAUAUGUCUUAUAAUAUAAUUAUUGUCUAACUUAAGAUUGACGUUAAUGUUCUACAUCGUGUUUCUUUCAUUAAUGAGCUCAUUUUUCAUUCUGAUACUGCUAUAUCCACGAUGCAGGGUUGAGUUGAUGAGCUAUGUUCAUACUAUGUUUGCAAUUUCUGUAUUUUACUGUGAUCUGUCGCUUUUUGAGUGAAAAUCUAUAUUGUAAUCAAUUAAAUCUUCAUUAUC
Cylicocyclus nassatus is the source of this 3460-nucleotide messenger RNA. The record is from the annotation of a GenBank genome assembly. Lineage: Eukaryota; Metazoa; Nematoda; Chromadorea; Rhabditida; Strongylidae.